UACUCAUGUUAAAAUCCUUCGUGCCAUGCAAUAGUAGGAGAUCAUCAAGAAUAAUUGACGGGUUUCCUUUGUCUGAAUGCAAUUCUGUGAGAAAGACAGAGGCAAGUUCUCAAGAGGAUUGUAUGUCUUUUCCUCUAGAUGAUGAUUCUAGUGGUGCUGAAGGGAGCCCAUCAUUUUUGAGGAAGAGGUCCUCAAUGAAGUCUACCUAUGGAUUUUCUCCUGAUAAAAAAGUUGAUAUAAGGGAAACAAUAUUUAACACUCCCAACAACAUGGAUCUUGCUUCUAAAUACAGCAGUGCAUCAUAUAAACCAGAAAUUACUAGCUUUAGGAUUGACAGUCUUAGGCCUUCAGAUGAGAAUGUCAAAGAACCUCUAAAAUCCAUGGAACAAAGACCAAUGAGAAGUUGUUCAAGAGUUGUGGAUUCAUAGGAGGAGUUGGUUGAUUAGGAUUAUGUUUUUGUAUCUGGACCCCCAAUGGAUGUGUCAUCUUCCUCGGCUAUUGCUUCCAAGCCAAGUCAUUCACAAUGCAAAUUAGGGAGUGCCCCUCUAACAUCUGUAAAUAUGAAGACCAAAUCAAGUGCACCAAUGCCAAUUGCUGGUGUAGGAAUCACUAACACAUGUUAUACUAGAAGCUUGGAAAGUCAUAGCUCGGCACCUUCUGAGACUUCACAAGGAUCCAUGGAUAUAGGAGAUGCUUUAGAGCGACCAUCAACUCACUGCAUAACAAGGAUUAAGUCAUUGCAGCAAUGUGCAUCUAUCAUCACUGAAUUGGUAAAUGAGAAGGCAAUUAAAUGCAUGUUUGGACUUGAAGGUGUGCUCAACGACCAGAAAGGCUCAAGUUGGAAAAUGGUGUAUGUGGAUUAUGAGAAUGAUGUACUUCUUGUUGGGGAUGAUCCUCAGAAUGAGUUUGUUGGUUGUGUCCGCUGCAUUAGAAUUUUGUCGCCUUCUGAAGUUCAGCAGAUGAGUGAAGAGGGCAUGCAGCUUCUCAAUAGCACAACAAUUGAAGGGAUUAAUGAUUCUAUCAAAAGAUGGAAACCUUGGCUUCAUCAGGGGCUCAUCAUCAAUCCUGGCAACCUUGGGUGUACACAGCCUCAAGCCAGGCUUAGGCAAUCUGGGUGUCGAAAUGCAAAUGGCUCUAGCUUAGGCCUUUUGUUUUAG
Molecule: messenger RNA, 1157 nt
Organism: Vitis vinifera (wine grape)
Lineage: Eukaryota; Viridiplantae; Streptophyta; Magnoliopsida; Vitales; Vitaceae
Product: serine/threonine-protein kinase ATG1c-like
Exons: 5
Biological process (GO): response to hormone; regulation of DNA-templated transcription
Molecular function (GO): DNA binding
Source: RefSeq, a predicted model, not a curated record